UGGAGAAUUCGAGUGAAUUCAGACAGUUGAAUUCUGUAUUUACCAGUAUUAUGAAUUCCAUAGCGUGGAGCUCCCUUCCUGCUGAUGCAUAUGAGAUUUUAUUUCGAAAAGAUGUCGCUCUGGCUUCACUGUUUCGCAACUAUUUGUUGGCUCAAAACCUUUUCUGUGAGUAUUCGCCUUAG
Messenger RNA from Perkinsus marinus ATCC 50983, 182 nucleotides. RefSeq lists its product as hypothetical. Gene Ontology annotation, biological process: cellular response to starvation; positive regulation of protein serine/threonine kinase activity; regulation of autophagy. Gene Ontology annotation, molecular function: protein-macromolecule adaptor activity. The annotation marks the transcript as partial. The record is from RefSeq and is a predicted model, not a curated record. Gene Ontology annotation, cellular component: TORC1 complex; cytoplasm. NCBI's taxonomy places the organism in Eukaryota, Perkinsozoa, Perkinsida, Perkinsidae. The transcript is spliced from 2 exons.